Messenger RNA from Guyanagaster necrorhizus, 965 nucleotides. RefSeq lists its product as uncharacterized. The record is from RefSeq and is a predicted model, not a curated record. Lineage: Eukaryota; Fungi; Basidiomycota; Agaricomycetes; Agaricales; Physalacriaceae. Gene Ontology annotation, molecular function: FMN binding; riboflavin reductase (NADPH) activity. The transcript has a single exon. The coding region runs from base 118 to 684 and encodes 188 amino acids.
ACUGUCAACAAGGUCAUGUCUCUUCUCAAAAGUCUCCGUCAUGUCCGACGCUUGACUCGAAAUCUUUCCACAGCUGUAUCUGCAGAAGAGACAGUGAAGAAUGACUUUCGGGACCUUAUGCGGAAGUCAGCGCAACCCGUAGCGGUCGUGACGGCCUUGACGCGUGACGGCCACCGCUACCACGGCGCGACACUCUCGUCAUUCACGUCCAUCGCCCUCGACCCCCACCCCCUCGUCGCCUUCUCCCUGCGUAUGCCUUCCCGCCUUGCUAACGCGAUAAAAACCGUCCCCCGGGACCGUUCCACACCGCACCUGGUCGUGAACAUCCUCGCAGAGGACCAGCCUCACAGAGCAGAGGACUUCGUCAACGCGACGGAGGGUAUGUGGGAUCGUAUACCGCACACUUACAGCGAGGAGAAGAUACCCAUACUGUCUGGGUCGCUGGGAGCUGUUUCGUGUCGUCUGGUCGCGCCGCCGAUACCGUUGCAUGAUUUGGACUUUUUGGAGUCGGGUAUGGGAAAGCCACUGGCCGACGCUCCAGUGCUGUCGUCGGAGCUGUAUCUUGCUCGAGUGUUGAGAGUAGAGAGGGUUGACCAGGAGACUAGUUUGAAGCGCGAGGUGCUGCCGCUUAUCUAUCGACAUCGGACUUAUACGACGUGCCUACCUUUCGAUACUCCUACGUGACCUUUGUCAAGAAGGAUAAUUGUUUUUUUUCUUUGGCAGGACCGUAUGAAUGGAAGAAACAUGACGAACACAUCGGUUGCGUAGGUUAUUUCGCAGUGUUCAGAACUUUGAUCAUGAUUCCAAAGCACUAUAUUCCAUGCCAGCCCGAAAAACAAAAAGAUCGACACAAAAUCGAGAGAUUGGCAGUCAUUUGAAAGUCGGAGAAAGUGGAAAUACAUGAACUAUAAUGGAGGUACAUCCGAAAAUAAGACACGAUCUAGAUAAUGUGUAUAAGUCCCAAA